UCAGGUGUGCCCGGCCCUGCCCUGCCUCGGCCCGGGAUGCGCUGAGCGGCCGCACAGCGAGGCCAUGGAGCCGCUGGAGACCAACAGCAGCUGCAGCAACGGGUCUCUGAUCACCCUUUCCUGCCUUUCCCACCGGGUUGUGUGCCAAGUGAUCAGCAGUGCUGUCCCCUCUGACCCCGUCCACGACAAUGGGACUUCAGAUAGCUCCUGGAUAACUCGGCUGGAGAACAAUUAUGGAUUCUACAUCGGCCUGGGCUUGGCUGUCUUCUCCAGCUUCCUCAUCGGGAGCAGCGUCAUCCUCAAGAAGAAGGGACUGCUCCGGCUGGUGGAGAAGGGAGGCACCAGGGCAGGAGAUGGAGGCCAUGGCUACCUAAAGGACUGGCUCUGGUGGGCUGGCUUGUUAACCAUGGGUGGAGGGGAAGCUGCCAACUUCGCUGCCUAUGCCUUUGCUCCUGCAACUAUUGUCACGCCUCUGGGGGCUCUGAGUGUGCUCAUAAGUGCCAUUCUGUCCUCGUAUCUGCUUGGAGAAAGGCUCAACCUGCUGGGGAAGCUGGGCUGCCUGCUGAGCCUGGUGGGCAGCACUGUGAUGGUCAUCCACGCCCCAGAGGACGAGGAGGUCACCACUCUGGAGGAAAUGACUUCCAAGCUGAAGGAGCCGGGUUUCCUGGCUUAUGCUGCCAUCCUCCUGGCUCUCUGCCUCCUCCUGAUCUUCUACCUCGCCCCCCGUUACGGGCAGAGCAGCAUCCUGGUGUACCUCACCAUCUGCUCCGUCAUCGGCGCCUUCUCCGUCUCCUCCGUCAAGGGCUUGGGAAUUGCCAUCAAGGGCUUCUUUGCUGGCCAGCCUGUGCUGCAGCACCCCCUGACCUGGAUCCUGGUCAUCACGCUGGUGGCAUCCAUCACCACUCAGAUCAACUACCUCAACAAGUCUCUAGACAUUUUCAACACCUCUUUGGUGUUCCCCAUCUACUACGUGCUGUUCACCACCAUCGUCAUCACCACUUCCAUCAUCCUCUUCAAGGAGUGGGUCACCAUGACCGUGGUUGACAUCAUUGGGACAGUCUGUGGCUUCCUCACCAUCAUCUUGGGGGUGUUUUUACUCCAUGCUUUCAAAGACCUGGAUGUCAGUUUAGGGAACUUGCCCCAAGUCCUUCAGAACGAGCAGCCGGUGCCAGUGACCAGAGAUGACAAGAACAUCCUGAUAGAGGUGGACAACUCCAGCAUCGCCCCAGAGGAUAAACCCAAAACACUUGCAUGAACUCUAAACACCCACCAGCGUCUCAAGAGGAGGUGAGAGACAAGGACUGAACGGUGCUAUUCAGACUCUGCUCAUCCAUGUUUAAUCACUUGCUCUGCUAAUAAGGGGACAAGAAUAUUUGGUGAAUUUUGCAAUAGCUGCUCACUCAGUCUCAGUGGCAAGACUCAAGCCAUGAAGUAUUUUUACAAAGAUCUUUUUCAGCUUUGGUUUUUUUGUGAGGUGCAGGAGUUUCCCUGAAGCAGUGUUAAUUAUUUUCAUGGGAGUUUUGCUUGGUUGUUUUUUGUUUUUUCCUGAGCAGCUCUGGUGCCCAGGCCUUGGUGAAGUUGCUGGGCCUGACCCAGACCCCACCUGAGGAAGGGAGGGGAGCUCUGGCAGGAUAAACCCCAUGUCACAAGAAACUCUGCCAUUGUCUCCAAAACUUCUUGUGACAAUUUUUUCAGUCUGAAAGACCAAGUGGCUGUAAAUAGUAAGUAUUUUUUCCCUCAGGAAAUAGGUUGACCUUGGAAAACCCCCCAUAUUAUUUGAGCCCCAUGAGGUGUCCUGCUGUCCUCUGAGAUUCUCACAUGAUUAUACCUGGGUGUGAGCAUCACUGAGCAAAUACAAUGUGGGACUUUGAGAGAGAGGACAAUGCAAUUUCCUAUUUUAAUAACAUUUCAGUGCUAUCUUUUUGGAAUGUGGAAAGGGAAAUAAAGGUCUUUUUCAAAAAGAAAAAAAAAAGUUGCAGGUGGAUCUGAAAGUUUUUCAUUAUUUCAUCUUACUAGUGUAGCCCUAAAUGAUAGAGACUGAGGGACAGCUGAGAACAACAAAAAGAAUCUGGAGCAGAGUAAAACAGCAGCGACCUCCUUUGGUAGCAAAAAAUAAUCCAAGUUACUCACUCCAGCUUUGGCAUCCUAAUCAGUGUGAUGCUUUGUGCAUUGUAUUUUAGGAAAUGGCUGUAAAUGGGACUCAUCUUUCUUCACUCUAGAAGUGCAUUUCAUAAAAGCAAUCCUGCCAUCCCUGCAGAAAUGCCAUGUAGAAAAUGAAGAUUUGAACUGAGGUGAUGAAAUAAUAGACAGUGAAACAGUAUUUGGUAAUGACAACCAACAAAUUUUAUUAAAACUAGGCAAAAGGCACAAUGAAUUGCAUUCUUCAAGUAUUUGCAUAGAUGCAUAGAGAGCAUUAUUGUAAACCAUUAACAUGUGGACAUGGGAGAAAGUGAGAUGUAUUUUGUUAUAAGUUCUCCCAAGUACUAUUAUCUUUCCAAAAAAUCAGGUUUUACCAUCUUUUACUCCUCCUGCAGUUCUCCUGGUCUCAUUCACUCAACUUGCACAAGUUGAAAAUUUAAAAGGACUCACUUAAAACUACCUUUUGGAGAUCUUUGUGGUAUUCCAGCAAUAAAGUUUUCUAUUAGAGUUUGGA
Molecule: messenger RNA, 2653 nt
Organism: Oenanthe melanoleuca
Lineage: Eukaryota; Metazoa; Chordata; Aves; Passeriformes; Muscicapidae
Gene: NIPAL4
Product: NIPA like domain containing 4
Exons: 7
Coding region: 65-1255 (396 amino acids)
Biological process (GO): magnesium ion transport
Cellular component (GO): membrane
Molecular function (GO): magnesium ion transmembrane transporter activity
Source: RefSeq, a predicted model, not a curated record